This is a messenger RNA of Phialemonium atrogriseum, 894 nucleotides long. RefSeq lists its product as uncharacterized. NCBI's taxonomy places the organism in Eukaryota, Fungi, Ascomycota, Sordariomycetes, Cephalothecales, Cephalothecaceae. The record is from RefSeq and is a predicted model, not a curated record. The coding region runs from base 1 to 894 and encodes 297 amino acids. The transcript is spliced from 4 exons.
AUGGCAGGCCACUUCAGCGACGGCGACAUCGCGCGGUGUGAAUAUUACGCCCGGUUUGCGGCCCAUCUCGGACGGACUAGCUUCGACGUCAUCUACUGGCUACUCUUCCUGCUGGUCAUAAUCAUGUUGUUUGCCGCCUCAUGGCGGUACGGCCGGUCCGUGGAGUCAGUAUCCCAGUCCCCAGCGGGGUCGGCCGACGCAGCCCGCGAGAUGAAGCGGUGCAUGCUGGCGUGCGGGCUGUACGCCGGCGUGUCGGUGGCGGCGGUGGUGACCGAGGUGUUCGCGCUGCUGGCGCUGCAGUUCUGCGACGGCGAGGACCUGAUGCCGCUGUACUGGGCGGCCUGGACGGCCCUGCAGGUCGGCGCCCUCAUCGCCAUCCUCGGCAUCCUGCUCGCCGCCUCCCACACUGUCCGCGGCGGGGAGCACCCCCCCUGGGCGCUGGCCCUGGGAACGCCGGUGCUAGUCGUCGCGGGCCUCGGCCACGUCGUGCAGGCCGCUAUGCUGAAGCGUAUCAGGGGGGCCAGGCGCUGGAGCCCGUGUGGGCGAGGGGCCAGGUCCGAGGACAACCUGGCCAUGAGUAGGGAGGACACGAUCCGAGUCGAGGGGAGCGUGACAGGCGAGGCCGCUGGCGGAUACGACGCCCACCUGGUCGGAUACACCGCCGACGGCGGCCCCAUAAUCGAGUUCGGUAACGACGGCGGCGUCCCGGUCCGGGUGGACCAGUCCGGCGGGGAUGGCGGCGGUGGAGGAGGCCCGGACGGCGGCGGGAGGGUUGUGGUUGCGUUCUCUAAGGGCAUGGCUACGGUUGUCCGGGGCGGCCAGGGGCAUCAGGAGAAGGGGCCGGGGGAGAGGGCUGCGAGACCGGGGUCGACAACGCGGCCGCUUGAGGGUUGA